Messenger RNA from Cyprinus carpio (common carp), 2203 nucleotides. Its product is annotated as complement factor H-like. The record is from RefSeq and is a predicted model, not a curated record. Lineage: Eukaryota; Metazoa; Chordata; Actinopteri; Cypriniformes; Cyprinidae.
CAGCUACAUUACACAGACGUCAAAGUUUCAUAUCAUCACCACUCGCGACUGUUCAUGAAUACAGCUUUUGAAAAACAGCUUAAAAUGAAAUACUGUAAGAUAUUUCUCUUUCUUCUAUUAAUGAUCACGGCUGUCUCAACAAAUGCUCAAGAAGUUACCUGUGAGGGUGAACAGCUCAUCAAUGUUGACAUUGUAGUUGGAAAUCCAGGUAAGGCUCCACCUUAUAAACCUGGACAUAUUUUAGUUUUUCGAUGCACAGAUGUGAACCUGAAGAUGCACGGCCAACGAACAAUCGAAUGUCUGUCAAAUGGAAAAUGGGAUUAUCCAUAUCCAAAAUGUGGAGAUGUUACAUGUCUUCUAAACACAAAAGAGAAAUACAUCAAAAUGGAUCGAUUCCCUGAUUUUGAGUGUCCCGUCACACCUGGAUAUAAUUUAACUUUUUCAUGCAAUGGUCAAGGACUGAUUUUAAAUGGACAGAGAGAAAUCACCUGUCAGUCAAAUGGAGAAUGGAGCAGCCCUUUUCCAAAAUGUGAAGAUAAACACACAGAAGCAGUAACCUGUGAGCUGAAGUCAACCACAUUUGGAGUGAAAAAGAUCAAGCCAGAGGGAAAGACUAUUUUCAGAGCUGGAGAAAGUGUGGAGAUCACCUGCUCUGAAAAGCACUGGUUCUUUUUUACAAAAGAAAAGAGCAGAUCAUUUACAUGCAAAGAUAAUGGAGAGUGGGACUAUGAGCCUGUUUGUGCAGAGAUUACAUGUGAAACUCCAUAUGACCAGAAUGUGUAUAGACCGUACUAUUACUUCAUCGGAGAUAAAAAAUUAGGAGCAAUAACAUCUUACCGUUGUGAGUCUGGAUAUCGUCAAACAGCAGCAGUGGCCACAUGUACACGAGACGGAUGGACACCAAAACCACUCUGUGCUGAAAUAGUGUGUGCAGCACCUAACAUCCCAAAUGCAGAGAUUGAUGGAGGUCAGAGUGAAAACUACAGAAUCAAUUCAAGAAUACAAUAUAAAUGUCACUCUGGAUUUGAACCAGAGCAGCCUGUACAAAUCACCUGUGAUUCCCAGGGCAAGUGGAGAGGCAUACAACAAUGCACGGAAAUGUGUGCAGCACCCAACAUCCCAAAUGCAGAGAUUCUGGGAGAUCAGACACCAAGAUACAAAAUCAGUUCACGAAUACAAUAUAAAUGUCGUCCUGGAUUUGAACCAAAGCAGCCUUUUCAUAUCACCUGUGAUUCCCAGGCUCAAUGGACAGGCAUUCAGCAAUGCACUAAAAUGCCAAAACUGUGCCUUGAAUCAUUUUUGGAAAAUGGGUUCACAUACAGCCACCCCUCCAACAAGGAAGAAAUCUUUUACUCCUGCAACACGGGUUAUAAACCAUUCACUGGGAACUGGUGGGAUUCAGUGACAUGCAGAAAAGCAUCUCAGUUUGACGAGCCUCGCUGCAUCCGGAAGGAAGAAUGUGGUGCUCUUCCCAGUGUUCAGCAUGGAAAACUAACCCUAACCCUUCAUGAUCCAGAAACUGCUGAUGUGGAAUGUGAGCCAGGGUUCAUGUCAACUGACCGCUCCAUAAAAUGCACCAAUGGUAGAUGGAAGAAACCAGUGUGUAAGGAGGUUGUGCGUUGUGGCAUUCCAAAUGUGAAAAAUGCAGUCAUAACAUCUGAACCUGAAGAAUUUUAUCCUGAUGGAUCUAACUUAACAUACGUAUGUCGAAGCUCAUACUUAAUGAGUGGAGAAAGUACGGUUUCCUGUCGCAAUGGAACAUGGGAAAAAACACCGACAUGCCAAGAAACAAAAUGUAAUGCAAAUCUCUCAGAGAACAUGAGAUCAGAUGAACACUGGGGGUCUGAGGUCUCAGUCAGACCAGGACAGACAAUAACUCUUUCAUGUGUUAGGAGGGGAUAUACAUUACAAGGACAGAACAAAAUCACCUGUCAGUCAAAUGGAGAAUGGAGCAGCCCUUUUCCUAAAUGCAUCAGUCAGAAAUGUGGGCCACCACCAGAAGUGGAUUAUGCAGAUACAAUAGAAUUGAAAAAAGAUGAAUACAAUACAGGGGAGAGAGUUGAAUACAGCUGCUUUAAUAAAUACACAUUGGAUCUGCGUCCACCUUUCUCCAGAUACUUGACCUGUGUGCAAGGAGAAUGGAGAGGGAAUAUUAGGUGUUUGAAGCCCUGUACAGUGCCGCGGUGGAGGAAAUGAAUAAGAG